This is a messenger RNA of Meloidogyne enterolobii, 1487 nucleotides long. NCBI's taxonomy places the organism in Eukaryota, Metazoa, Nematoda, Chromadorea, Rhabditida, Meloidogynidae. The record is from the annotation of a GenBank genome assembly.
UAUUGAUUUUCGUCCGCCAUUAUUUUUGGCUUUGUACUUUAUUGAUUUUUUUCUCUUUUUCUUUGUCUAACAUUCUCUCUUUUUUUAGAUAUUUUACUCUGACCAAUGCCUUCUUUUGCUCAGCCAUGUUCCGCCGCGCGAACAUUACCUCAUCAAUCAGACCAAGUUCAGCUUCCCUUUUUCCUGUUUCAUCAGCAAUGAUGAUGCUGAUGUUCACAGAUGCUGCUGAUGUUCAUCCGCCUCCUGGUGCUGAAGGAGCCAGGAGUUGCUUCCUCUUUGAUGCUGGGUGGAGGCUCUGGGGAACACCUAAAUGGGGGGAGGUUUGGGGGGACCACCUUGUUUUCCAUAUGUCUGGGAAACAUAGACUAAUCUGAACAGUAUAAGGGAAACCUUAACGACUGUCAAUUUUUAAAAUUUUAUCUAAAUUUUUUUUUAUUCCAGGUUGCUGCUUUUUGGACAAAAAUUUAAGGUCUGCGGUCUUGAAAAAAUUUUGAAUCAACUUAAUGGUAUGCUGCUCUGGAUUCAAAAACAUGGUUUAAUUGGAAAUUGCAUAUUAUUCUUUUCUGGACAGCGCUUUUUUGGACGGCUUUGCAGUAUGUAGAAAAUGAAGGACGCGCGCGGAAUUUUUAAGGUUUGUUUUUAUUUUUUUGUUAGGGUUUCCCUUAAUACUGUUCUAAAUAGAGUCGGUAUAAUCCUUUCCCAUUAUAUGCCUGUGGUAUGGGUGAUUUUGAUCCAGCAUUUUCUCGACCUCACAAAUUAUUUGUCCCUUGAGUUCCAUUGGUUCGGUUAGGUUCCACCGCCGUCUUCAUUACCAAUUCAGUGUCAAUUACUCAAGCUGCAUUAAUUCCUCUUCAUCUGUUCCAUCAGGUUUUUUUAAUUUUUAUUUAUUCAUAUUUUUAUUUUCACAAUGCUCGCCUUUGUUUGAAAAAAGUUGAUCCGCCAUGAAUCUGAAUUGGUCAACACGUUGGCUGAGAGAUGAAAAAGGUUUAUUUUAUGAUACUCUUUAUUUCAUGGAUUAGAACUUGUGUUGUUUCUGUCUUUUCAAAAAGUGUAACCGGUAAUAUUGAACCUGAAAGACCCCAUUUUUUCCUCCCCAAAUAUCUACAGAAUUGUCAGACUUUUUCCUUUCUUCCAAUUGCCUCUCUACUUCUUUUAUGGAAGAAAGCAAAAUUGAUAGGGAAGGAGUCUGACCAUUCUGCAUAUUUAAGGACUUGGGAGGAAUUUUUCAUAAAAACGACCUUUCAAAAACAUUUUUCAAUAUCUCUUAUAAGGAUGAUGGACAGUAUUGACAAUUAUUUUUUCAGGAACAAGCUCAACUUCAAAAAGCAAUAAGAGCUUCAACUUCCAGCAGUUCAUGGUUCACUUUUGGAAGCUCCCCACAACCCUUUUCGAGAAAAGAAGUUUCAUUGACAGAACAAUUUAUUAGAUUCUUAGAACAAGAAUCUGUUGACAACACAAAGUCGAUGCUUGCCUUGCCUCCUAUUGAG